Molecule: messenger RNA, 4644 nt
Organism: Poecilia latipinna (sailfin molly)
Lineage: Eukaryota; Metazoa; Chordata; Actinopteri; Cyprinodontiformes; Poeciliidae
Gene: onecut1
Product: one cut homeobox 1
Exons: 2
Coding region: 511-1890 (459 amino acids)
Biological process (GO): regulation of transcription by RNA polymerase II
Cellular component (GO): nucleus
Molecular function (GO): RNA polymerase II cis-regulatory region sequence-specific DNA binding; DNA-binding transcription factor activity, RNA polymerase II-specific
Source: RefSeq, a predicted model, not a curated record
AGAGAGAGAGAGAGAGAGAGAGAGAGAGAGAAUGGGAGGAGACCGGCGCACACAAUGCGCAUGUGCAGACGGUGAGAUCUGUGCUGCGGUGGAGCAGGGACUGGACACACACCGCUAGAGAGAUGGCGCGGCACCCGACCGGAGCGCAAGGACAGCUGGUUGGCGACGGGGGGGCUUGAAUUACAAAGAAGAAGAAAAAAAUAUAUGGUUAUAAAAGCAAAACAAAAAAAAAAAAAAAAAAAAAAGAAAAUGAUAAAUACAAGAAUAUUUAGAUAUAUAUUUAAAGAAGAAAAAUAACAGAUUUUGAAGAGACAUUUCAUUCCUGGAGAGCGGCGGCAGAGAGGUAGGAGAAUAAUCGAAUAUUGUAACACAGAGAGGAGGAGGCUGCUGCAAGGAGGACACCAAAAAGCAACAAAAGCAAACUGAACUUUACUGGACGCGUGGACUUCCUGGACGUCGGCUUACGGCAGUAGGUCAGAUAGAUGGUUUGUCCACAGCGCUGCCCGGAUCAUGAACGCGCAGCUGUCGAUGGAGAACAUAGGCGACCUGCACGGAGUGAGCCAUGAGUCCGUCGCCGGCCACGGAGAGCUGCUGAGCGGCCACAGUCCGCACUCCCGCCCGAGCCCGCGGGGUCUGGGCCACCGCGCUAUGGGCAUGGCCACCCUACUGGACAGCGGAGACUAUCACCCCGGCCACCCGGGACACCUGCAUCCAGCCAUCAGCAUGUGCGAAGCCCCCCACGGCAUGAGCGCGAGCACCACUUACACCACCCUGACCCCCCUGCAGCCCUUACCCCCCAUCUCCACCGUGUCCGACAAGUUUCCCCCCCAUCACCACCACCAUCACCAUCCCCACCAUCCGCACCCGCACCCGCACCAGAGGCUCCCCGGGAACGUCAGCGGCAGCUUCACGUUGAUGCGGGAGGACCGCAGCUUGGCGCCCAUGAACAGUCUGUAUCCCGCGUACCAUCACAAAGACCCCUGCAUGGGCCAGAGCCUCUCCCCGCUGUCUGGUUCUGGACUGGCCAGCAUACACACGUCUCAGGCUGGCAUCCCUCCGUACGCUCACCCCGGCGCCGCCAUGCCCGGCGAGAAGAUGCUCACGCCCAGCGGGUUCGAGGCUCACCAUCCGGCCAUGCUCAGCAGACACGCCGAGCAGCACAUGACCUCCUCCGCCGGGAUGGUGCAAAUCAACGGCUUGCAUCAUCACCCGCACGCCCACCUCGGCGCGCAGGGCCACGGCCAGGGACUGGGUAGCAACCGGGAGCAGGCCUCCGGGCCUGGGCACCAAGGUGGCGGCGGAGGAGGGGGAGGAGGAGGUGGCGGUGGUGUUUCUGGGGGACAGAUGGAGGAGGUGAAUACCAAAGAAGUCGCGCAGAGGAUCACCACGGAGCUGAAGCGCUACAGCAUCCCUCAGGCCAUCUUUGCUCAGCGGGUCCUGUGCAGGUCUCAGGGGACCCUGUCCGACCUGCUGAGGAACCCCAAACCCUGGUCGAAGCUCAAGUCCGGCAGAGAGACGUUUCGUCGCAUGUGGAAGUGGCUGCAGGAGCCUGAGUUCCAACGCAUGAGCGCGCUCAGGCUCGCAGGUGAGCGAAGCCUCGCAUGCAAGCGCAAGGAGCAGGACCACGGCCGAAGCGAGCGAGGGAACGUGACCAAGAAGCCCCGGCUGGUGUUCACGGACGUCCAGCGGCGGACGCUCCACGCCAUCUUCAAGGAGAACAAGCGUCCGUCCAAGGAGCUGCAGCUCACCAUCGCCCAGCAGCUGGGCCUUGAGCUGGCCACGGUCAGCAACUUCUUUAUGAACGCUCGGCGCCGGAGCCUGGACAAGUGGGUGGACGACGGCUCCGGUCACGCGCCCAACUCGGGGCCCAACGUCUGCACCAAAGCCUGAAGUCAGACUGAACCUGACCAACUCAUGGACUGAUUCAACCUCGGUGGAAAAGCUUUAAAAAAAAAAAAAACCAAACACUUCUGAGAAACAAAGAAAACUUAAAAGACCUUGAAGCAACAUUUUGCCCUUAAACCUGUACUAUAUUGAUAUUUAUAGUAUCCAAAGAUGAAAAGCAAACCAAAGACUUCUUGUUUGACCUGCUUUACGAUGUUUGUUUCAGCGACACAGUUUUUGUGUAACAUACUGCAAAAAGACUUUACUCUCUUUCACACACACACACACACACACACACGCAAGCACGCAGACGCACUCACAAAUACACAUACACACCCAGGUCUCUAGCUUUAUUACACCCCCCUUCACCUCCCUACUGUGUAUCAGUCUGUCAUUUGCCAUCCUUAUCUCUAAUCUGAUUGGUUGGUUUUAAUGAUGGGUCCCUAAGAGGAGGUCUAAUCAGCCUAUAGGCAGUCUGGUCUGCAGCUGUCCACAGCCUGAGAAAAAAAAAAAAAAAACAUGGAUGAAUGUGGAGUUCCAGCGGGAUUGGCCAAUCAACUUUAAAAAGAAAGAACAUUUUCAUCCUGCGGGGGAGCGACCCGGAUUGUUCUGCAACCUUGUUUGGACCAGUGGCGUGGACUGUAUGUCUGUUUGUCUGUCUGUCAGUCUGUGCAAGUCGUCUGUCGUUCUGUCGAGCAUUCCAGACAGACGGGCGGGCAAGGAAAUGUCCUUUCGUAGACUGCUAACCCAAACCCAAACAGCCUGAACCAAACCAAAAAGGAGAAGAAGAAAAAAAUGGAGCUCGGCCUAUUUAGUGGUGCUUUCUUCCAACAUGCUGAUGCGUUCAGUCGGGAAAAUAAAAGAAACCAAUCGGCAUCAAGCUUCUUGUGCCGCACAGAAACGAAACCUACAAAGACCAAAGAAUAUAUUUAUUCAAAACGUAGGUAUGGGCAAUUAUGAUAUUUUCUUGAUAUGAUAACAUCAAGUUUCAAAGUGUCAUUUUAUUUGCAAAAAAAUUAAAUCAAACAUUUAUUUCCAGAUUCAACUGCUUUUACUAAGUAGAGCAAAAACAAAAAAAUGACUUGACAUAGUGUUUAUGACACUUACUGAAAUGUGACCUAUAACAAUUAUUUAUUCAUGUUAGUUUUGACACAAAAUACUUUAUAGAAUUACAUGCCAUGAAGGUAAAUACGGAUAUAUUUUUGGCCAUUUUGCCAUGACUGUCCAUGUUUUUUCAGUCAUACCAUUCACAAGCGGCUGAAUUUGUCCCUUUUUACAUAAGAAAAAAAAAAAGCUGGGCAGCAACAUGUGGGGGAGGGCAAAGCUGCAUUACUUAUAUGCUGUGCUUCCCAAAGUUGGGGGAUGGGGGGCUGCAACGUGGGUCCCAAAUCAACAAGCGUGGGAUCUUGGGAGUCCCAAGUAAAUCUGAAAAAUAUUAUGAUGAACCGUAUUUGUGGUAUAAGUCUUAACAGCGAUACCACUCAGACAUGCCUCGUAAUAAAAAAAUAUAUGUUUGCAUCUUUACGCAUAAGAACAUCAUUGCUUAUUUUUCACAAAAUGUUUGUUUUAUUCAUAAAUCCUAAGACACAAACCUUCCCCCUUCACAUAAAAACGUGACCCAAACAGAGUCGCAUUGAAACGAAUCAGUAGCUGCCACACGUUCAGCUCCACUUGAUCUUCUUUAACAGUGUGUUUUCUCCACACAAACCGCACGUGACAGAUAGCCUCCGAUGUUUUUUCUUUUUCUUUUCUUUUUUUUAAGGACAAACUGUGUCACCGCUUUAAUAAUCAGGACUGUGGUGUCAGUCCAUCGUCGCCGCAUGCGUCUCACGUGGAUUUGAUUUGAUCUCCUCAUCAAAGAUGUGCAGCUGAGGAAUUGAUAUCAAUGAUCGAAUCACUUUGGGGCGCUUACACGGCAAUGUCAACUCGUCACCUGAAUACAAAAGCAUCUUUAUACGUCAGCUUGCUGCCAAGUCCCCCCCCCUCCCCUCUCACCCCGCCCUCACCUUCCCUGCAUUUCAGCACUUGGAGGAAAGCACUACAUGGGCCUGGCUCUGGGGUGGCACAGCAUUAAAUGUAUUAAACUGAGCCCCCCUCCUCCUCCCCUCCCUCCCUUCCCUCGUCUGGGGUUAGCAGAUGUACAUUCAUCACAACGGAUCUCUGAAGGAGAAGAGGCCUUCUUCUUCGUCGUCAUCUCUCGAGAGAAAAACCAAAAAUAUGACAAAACAAUGUUUCAAGACCUGCUGAUGUUUUGUUUUGUUUUUUUUCUUUUUUUUUCUUCUUCUUCUUAGUGUGAACCAAAGAUGCUACCUCACUCAAGUUCCAUACGUGAUUUCUAUCACUUUUGAUGAUACCAAAGAUAACCAAAGAUUUUUUCUAAUUGCACGGCCUCUGAGUGGUGUUCAAAGAAGUGUGAUGUAUGUGUCCUGUCCUCUUUUCAUUUAGCCCCCUAUCUCUCUCUCUCUCUCUCUCUCUCUUGCAUCUUCACUCUUGUCCUGUCCUUCUCCCUGCUCCAGACCCUCCGACCUGCAAUCAACCCAUGUGUCCUCUUUUUAUUUUACUUUUUUUUUUAUUUUUAUGCGUGCUCUUGCUUAAUUUGUGCUACGAUUCCAGCUCCAUAGAUAGCCCUGCUGAUGCAGGUAAAGGCAGACGUGCUGAUCCAGCCAUAGAUGCACACAACCGUCCAUGCAGGUGCCUGCAGAGUAGACUUGUAGUAACGAGAUCUUUCUUAGUUAUUCCUACUGCUUCUUCUUUUGACAA